AUGGGCAACUGCACCUAUACCCUCUCCCAACUGUGUGACCGAAACAACUCUCUGCUCCCCUACUUCAAUGUGGAAGCAAGCAACGAGCACCGAGGGGGCUACACACACGUCUCCUACGUUGAGAGUGUGCACGUUGAUGUCUUUGGUAUCCGGGUCACCCUGGGAAAGGGAGGAAGAGUGACGGUCGAUGGGGAGCCAGCCAUCGUCCCCUCCACCCCAAUAGCAGGGGUGGAGAUCUUGCCCAGCGGCUUCUACACAGUGGUCACUACAGAUUUUGGGUUGAGUGUCAAGUUCGACGGAGACCACCAGGUGGAAGUGUCCCUCCUCAGCACGUACAAGGGUGAGGUCUGCGGCAUGUGCGGAAACUACAACGGGGAUCCUUCUGACGAUUUCCUCAACCCCGAUGGGGAACCAGAGCCUGACUCCACAAGCUUGGGCAACAGCUGGCAGGUGGCCAACCUCACCAGUUGUUCCUCCGGCCAGCCUCCUGCCUGCACAGAGGAUGAGAAAGACACAGCCAAGAGCAGCGAUUUCUGUGGACGCCUGACAGAUAUCAAUGGACCAUUCAGACAUUGCCAUAACGUCUUGGAUCCAGCGGGGCAUUUUGAAAGCUGCCUUUAUGAUCAGUGCGCUCUGCACUUAGACCCAGGCUCCCUCUGCAGGAGCUUGCAGUCCUACGCAGACGCCUGCCAGUCCCUGGGAGUUGCCAUCGAACCCUGGCGGAAUGCCACCUUCUGCCCUCCUCAAUGCCCACCCAACAGCCACUAUGAGCCUUGCGCCAACGCCUGCCCACCCACCUGCAAGAACCCCAGCGCGCCGGCCACAUGCAAUCUGAAGUGCAGGGAAGCCUGUGUCUGUGACUCUGGGUUCUUCCUCUACAAUGGCAACUGUGUGCCCAGCCAUCAGUGUGGGUGCUGGCACCAAGGGAAGCACUACCCAGUGGGCUCCAGCUUUUGGACCGACGACACCUGCUCCACCAUAUGCACCUGCCCCAGUCAAGGUGGCCAAGUCAACUGCUUUCCUGGUUCCUGCCCUAACCAUUAUUACUGCGGAGUCCAAAAUGGUGUCCCCAGCUGCUACCCACAUACGUACGGGGUCUGCCGUGUCCACAACGACCCUCAUUACAACACCUUUGACAAACAGACGCACCACUUCAUGGGCACCUGCACCUACACCCUGGCCAAGGUCUGCGCCAAUGAGACGGGGCUGCCCUACUUUAACAUCGAGGCCAAGAACGAACACCGUGGGAAUCCCUCCGUCUCUUAUGUCCAGCGAGUCCUGGUGGAGGUUUACGGGCACCGGAUUGAGAUCCUCAAAGGACACAAGGAUCGAGUGCUGGUGGACAAAGUGCUUACAAGGCUUUCUGUGCGCAAGCUGAACAACGCCCUGAGAGUGGACCUCAAUGGACGCUACGUGAGCCUAGAGACGGACUUCGGGCUGAUGGUCUCUUACGACACAGAUCACUCGGUGGAGAUCAGGGUCCCCACCACCUUCUUCAACCAGACCUGCGGCAUGUGUGGGAACUUCAACAACCGCCGGCAGGAUGACAGCAUGAUGCCCAACGGAGAGCAAGCCAAGAAUUCCACUCAGCUGGGAAACAGCUGGCAGGUGCCCAAUGCAGAGUACGACCCCCCUGAUUGUAAGGGCCCACCCCACCACCACCCUUGUCCCCCAGAGCUGGAAAAUCUCUAUGAGACAGAGGCCUAUUGCGGACAGCUUACCAGUAGCCAGGGACCGUUGGCAGUUUGCCAUUCUGCAAUCAACCCCAACAGCUUCUUCCAGAGUUGCCUCUUUGACCUGUGUGAACUGAAUGGGUCCCCGGAGGCCUUGUGUGGUGCUUUGGAGGCGUACGCUGAUGCCUGCCAAAGAGCUGGCGUCAAGCUUCCCGACUGGAGGAAUGCCACUUCCUGCAAAAUCCCUUGCGGUGAUCACAGCCAUUACAACGUGUGCGCCACUUCCUGUCCCGCCACAUGUUCCAAUCCACUGGCGCCGUGGAACUGCACCAAGCCUUGCGUGGAGGGCUGCGAAUGCGACAAAGGCUUUGUCCUAAGCGGAGCACAAUGUGUGCCGCGGGAGGAUUGCGGCUGUGUAUCUGGAGAUCAAUAUUAUCAGAAAGGAGAGACGUUCUGGCAGCCGGAUUGUGUCGGCCAAUGUCACUGUGCAAAUAACGGCAACUUGUCCUGCAACCCAGACAGUUGCAAGAACGACCAAGUCUGUAAAGUACAGAAUGGCAUCCUGGGAUGCUACAUUCCAGACAAGGCCACCUGCCACAUCUACGGAGACCCUCACUAUGUCACCUUCGAUGGGCGACUCUAUCAUUUCCAGGGUGGGUGCAAUUACACCGCAGUGCAAAUCUGCAGCAACUCCUCCGAGCGCUUCUCCGUGACCACUCAGAACGAACAUCGCUCCAGCCCGCACUGGACGGCUCUCAACUCAGUGGCCAUCUCACUGAGAAACGCCCACCUGGCUCUGAGGAAGAACAGAGAGGUCUAC
Molecule: messenger RNA, 2493 nt
Organism: Pseudonaja textilis
Lineage: Eukaryota; Metazoa; Chordata; Lepidosauria; Squamata; Elapidae
Source: RefSeq, a predicted model, not a curated record